GAGGCCGCGAGGUGGAGAGGAGGGCGCGCGGAUCCCGGCUCUCCGGAUCGCAAACUCCGAGCCAGAGCUCUCCGCGCGCGCCCGAGCCGCUGGCCGCCCGCGCAGCCCGACGCCGGACCGGGGCGCAGCGGGAUCCCUUGCGGGGCGGCGGCGGCGGCGGCCGUCCAUGCGGCUGGCUCGGGGCUGCCGGGCGCCGGGAACCACGCGGGGGCGAGGCGGCCGCCGGCCGCUCCGGGACGCGGACCGCCAGGAGUUGAACGCCACUCCCAUCUGGAGAAGAUUGGCAACAUUUCUGAGGAGCCCUUGCUUUUCCCAAGACCCCCAACAUUAUGGCUUCCCAUUUCAUGGGGUCUCUCAGGGUCCUGGGUUGUCUCCUGCUGCUCGGAUUUCAGCUCGUCUGCUCACAGCCUUCCACUGAACACAGAAAGGUCCCGCAGCGGAUGGCGGCGGCCCAGGGCGGCCCGGAGGACGGCGGCGGCGCCCCGGGCGUGUGGGGCGCCUGGGGGCCCUGGUCCGCCUGCUCGCGCAGCUGCAGCGGCGGCGUGAUGGAGCAGACGCGGCCCUGCCUGCCGGGCUCAUACCGCAGUCGCGGGAGCCGGCAGCCCGGAGCCCCCGCACGUGCCUUCGCAGGCCACGUGGUGUCCGCCGUGCGCACGUCGGUGCCCCUGCACCGGAGCCGCGAGCAGCCGCGCGCCACCGCGGGCCUCGACGCCCGCCGCCAGGGCCCGGUGCUGCGGGGCAGCCGGAACCCACUGGCCCGCGGCCGCGAACCCACAGCAGAAAGAAGGAGCAAGACCCGAGGUCCCAUUGGGCCUGGCAAGUAUGGCUAUGGCAAGGCCCCGUACAUCUUACCACUGCAGACGGACUCUGCGCACUCGCCACAGAGGCUUCGGAGACAGAGGCCCUCGUCCCAGCAUUCCAGGUCCCAGGGGGCGUCAGGUCCUAGCCAUGGCUACAGCCUGCCAGCCCACCGGGGCCCCCAGCAUGGGCCUCUGCACCAGAGUGACAGCAGCCCUCGUUCUGGACUGCAGGCGUCUGAGACCUCUGUCUACCAGCUGCCUUUGACCCACGACCAAGGCUUUCCUGCAACUUCAAGCCUCUUCCACAGCCCAGAAACAAGCAGCAACCACGGCAUGGGGGCCCAGAGGGCAGCCCAGAGCUUCUCCCAGCCUGCCCGGUCUACCGCCAUCUCCUGCAUCGGGGCCUACCGGCAGUAUAAACUCUGCAACACCGACGUGUGUCCAGAAAGCAGCAGAAGUAUCCGGGAAGUGCAGUGUGCAUCCUACAACAACAAGCCGUUCAUGGGCCGCUUUUAUGAAUGGGAACCCUUUGCAGAAGUAAAGGGCAAUCGGAAGUGUGAGUUGAACUGCCAGGCGAUGGGCUACCGCUUCUACGUGCGGCAAGCUGAGAAGGUCAUCGAUGGCACACCCUGCGACCAAAACGGCACAGCCAUCUGCGUGUCCGGGCAGUGCAAGAGCAUUGGCUGUGAUGACUACCUAGGCUCCGACAAGGUCGUGGACAAAUGCGGGGUGUGUGGAGGAGAUAACACGGGCUGUCAGGUUGUGUCCGGCGUGUUUAAGCAUGCCUUCACCAGCCUGGGCUACCACCGAGUUGUUGAGAUUCCCCAAGGAGCCACGAAAAUCAACAUCACCGAGAUGUACAAGAGCAACAACUAUUUGGCCUUGCGAAGUCGUUCUGGCCGUUCCAUCAUCAACGGGAACUGGGCAAUUGACCGGCCCGGGAAGUACGAGGGCGGAGGGACGAUGUUCACCUACAAGCGUCCCAACGAGAUCUCCAGCACCGCCGGGGAGUCCUUUUUGGCUGAAGGCCCCACUAACGAGAUCUUGGAUGUCUAUAUGAUACACCAGCAGCCUAACCCAGGGGUCCACUACGAGUACGUCAUCAUGGGGGCCAACACCAUCAGCCCGCAGGUGCCCCCUCACAGGAGACCAGGCGAGCCCUUCAACGGGCAGCUGGUAACAGAAGGGAGAAGCCAGGACGAGGGAGAAGAGAAAGAGGAGGAGGAGCAGAAGGAAGACCUGCACGGCGGGGCCCCUGAAAUAUUCACCCCGGAAUCAGCACAGACCUUCCCAGUCAGGCAUCCAGAGAGAUUUCCUUCCCGUCGGCCAGACAAUAUGAUGCCACCGCAGCCCGCGCGGCGAAGCCGGGAUCACAACUGGAAGCAGCUAGGAACGACGGAGUGCUCCACCACCUGUGGGAAGGGAUCACAGUACCCUAUUUUUCGCUGUGUGCACAGAAACACUCACGAAGAGGUUCCUGAGAGCUACUGUGACUCCAGCAUGAAGCCGACCCCGGAGGAGGAGCCGUGCAACAUCUUCCCUUGCCCAGCCUUCUGGGACAUCGGGGAGUGGUCUGAGUGCAGCAAAACCUGCGGCCUGGGCAUGCAGCAUCGCCAGGUUCUGUGCCGCCAGGUGUACGCCAACCGCAGCCUGACGGUGCAGCCCUACCGCUGCCAGCACCUAGAGAAGCCCGAGACCACCAGCACCUGCCAGCUCAAGAUCUGCAGCGAGUGGCAGAUCCGGACAGACUGGACCUCGUGCUCAGUGCCCUGUGGAGUGGGACAGAGGACCCGAGACGUGAAAUGUGUGAGCAACAUUGGGGACGUGGUCCACGACGAGGAAUGCAACAUGAAGCUCCGGCCGAACGACAUUGAGAACUGCGACAUGGGGCCCUGCGCCAAGAGCUGGUUCCUCACCGAGUGGAGUGAAAGGUGCUCGGCGGAGUGCGGGGCUGGAGUGCGGACACGGUCGGUGGUGUGCAUGACCAACCAUGUCAGCAGCCUGCCUCUGGAGGGCUGUGGGAACAACCGGCCAGCAGAGGCCACCCCGUGUGACAAUGGGCCCUGCACGGGCAAGGUGGAGUGGUUUGCAGGGAGCUGGAGUCAGUGUUCCAUUGAGUGUGGGAGUGGGACCCAACAGAGGGAGGUGAUUUGUGUUAGGAAAAACACAGACACCUUUGAAGUGCUGGACCCCUAUGAAUGCUCUUUCCUGGAGAGACCUCCCAGCCAGCAAUCCUGCCACCUCAAGCCUUGUGGGGCCAAAUGGUUUAACACAGAAUGGAGCAUGUGCUCCAAGAGCUGCCAGGGUGGCUUCCGGGUCCGGGAAGUGCGCUGUCUGUCAGAUGACAUGACCCUAAGUAACCUCUGUGACCCUCAGUUGAAACCGGAAGAGAAAGAAUCUUGUAACCCUCAGGACUGUGUCCCUGAAGUUGAGGAAACCUGCAAGGACAAAUACUACAACUGCAACGUGGUGGUCCAAGCGCGACUCUGUGUCUACAACUACUACCAGACGGCCUGCUGUGCCUCCUGCACGCGCGCGGCCAACAGGCACCUGGGCUUCCUGGGCAGGAGAUAACCCCGGCACCCCAGCAGCAGGCGGGUCAGGGAGUCUGUAAGCCGUGUGCCUGGCUGGCUGCUCUUCCCCAGGGCUCCCUGGCCAGGGCACUGCCAGCCAACUCGGUCACCUCCUCUGCCUUCAGUAAAGUGUCCACAUGGUGCCCAGGAGCAAAGCCACAGUUGCCCUUUAAGCAUCACUCUAAACUGAAGAUCCCCUCCUUGGGAACCCCGGCACCUGCUAAAGAUGCUGUGCAAACCAGGUAGUGGGGAAUGCAGGUAGCUUUCAGCCCACCCCGUCCAGGCACUUUCCACGGCAGCAGCUGCACCCCUGACCAGGCGCUGCCUCGUCCCUGGUGCUACUGGCCUUGCCGAUAUCAGCGCCCCUUGGAGAGCCAGAGGAGGUGCAGCCCCACCACAAGGCCCCCAAGCCUUGCUGAGAUGCCUGCAUCCCUCUGGUACCUCAGCCCGGCUGUGCCUGUUUUCAUUCUCAAAGACAUGAGGCUGUUUUCCUGCCUUAUGACACAGAUAUCUCACGUCAAUAUAGUGCUUUAUUGUUCUGCAGUUGUAUUCAGAUAUUAGCACAUUAGCAGCUCACAACGCCCAAGGAUGGGAGGCAAGGAGCGAAUCCAUAUCCCCGUUUCACUGACAAGGAAACUUGAGACUCAACUUAGGUAACUGAUCGGCCAGAUAAAGUCACCCACUCAGUGGCAGAGCUGAGUCAGACCCCGAUUGUCUGACCCCAAAACCCUCACCCAAGGCCCGUCCAAAUGUCUUGGGUCCGCAGGAUACAGUUUCAUAUCAGACGAAGAAACUGGGAAGUUUCCCAUUCAGCAAACAAGGCCCAGGCCUUUGAUUUCUUUCUUGAAGCCAAAGGUCAAAAUUCUUAAUUCCCUGCACUCAGUUGUUUCAGAAAUCUGUCUCUAUUUAUUCCUUCCCCUUCAAAGUCACAGAUCCUGGUUACUGGGCUCUGCAGGUUUUGUUAAACCCCAUCCUUAACAGAACUGUCCCAGGACACAAGAAAGCCACUGGGAAAGCAAGGAUUGCCUGGACCUCAGUUCCACUCCCCCGAGAUCUGUGCCUCCCACCAAAUCCCACAUCAGGGUCCCUUUGGCCACAGAGCCUUUCGUAUCCCACAGCAGGCUUCCGGAGCACUGCUCCUUCCUUGGCCAUCUCUCCUGGGCUGCUCACUACACUUCGCCCAUGGAAAGUCUAACCAACCCGUCCCAGCAAAAACCCUACGCUUAUAUUCAAAAGAGGCUCCCUUCGUCUUUCUGGUUUGAUCAGGGAUUUCCCUCUGUGGCUUGGGCAUCUCCCACAUCACCCCCUCCCAGACGUGAGCACUAAGAUCUGUAUUAAUGCAGCCAGCCUGGACAGUGGGCUGCAGUGAUGGCCGCAGAGCCAGUCUUCCCUGACGCCUGCCACCUAACUCUGUAGUUCCAGAGGCCGCUGGCUGCGUAUUGAAAGACGAGCUCUCUGAAAAACCAAUUAAGAAGAAGGAUAUAUAUAUACACACUUUCUUCUUUCAUCCAUUAAGAAAAAUAUCGGGCUGAACAAACUAUAAGCUAACAGAAAAUGCAUCUUCUGUAGUACUGUGGCACGGGCCUGUUUCCCUUUUAAAGCCAGCCUGCACUCUUAGCACCUGAGCUCCGCCCAUGAGCCCUUUCACCCCAUCAGCUGAUGAGCACUGGCAGCUUUGGAAGCGGUGUCACCAGCCCAGGCUGACACACUUGUUCGGUGCUCUCAGAAAUCCUCUUUGGCCUUUCUGUGGGUGUCCUCUCUUCCUGGAGAACCCCAGCCCAUUUCCCGAAAGCACCCUCGUCUCUCCUGAGCCGACGUAACACAUGCAAGGCACAGCCAGGCAGAGGCCCACGCCCACCAAGCGGGGAAGGACGAGAGGAGCCAUCGUUUGAGUGGUCGCCGUCCAGCACCCUGUCUGUCCCUCUCACCGCUUGCUUUUGCUCCUUGUCACAGCAGAGAUUUUUCCUUUAUGCAGCAGCUCUCAGAUCUUGCUGAACAAGCCAGUCAUUUAAAGGAUUACUUGGAAGAGGCUUUCUUUACAUGCUGAAGGGCAGAGCAGGAUCAACGGGUGGGAAAGCAGAAAGGCUGAUUGCAGCUCAAAUUAAGGCAAAACCCUGUAGCCGGCCAAGCCACCCAGCAGAGGCCCGGGCACACGCAGGAGUGGGCUCCCCAGCUGAGGGGCCCCUCCCGCGGGGGAGGUGAGCGGCCGGUCCUUCCACCUCAGGAUCCUCAUGACCGAGCCGGGUCAGUGAUGGCUCUGGCAUCUCGUUGCGGUCCUGCGGCUCCCAAAGGUGACCCAUCACCUCUUUAGAAGGACAGUGAUUCUCCCAGGAGAGUGGCCAUCCUUCCAGUUACAGAGUUGAGGAGGAGCAAAUGGACCAACUCCAUGUCUUCAGGGGGAAAUACAAGGGGCCUUUUUUCUCUUCCAACAAACGUUGAGUUACUGGAAUUGAUUCUUCUCUGGAAAGGUUAUGAAUUACUGCAGCAGGGAUUUUAUCAACUUAUUCAUCUUAGAAAUCCAAUUUUUACUAAUUUCCUAGUUUCUUAUAUCAACAUUGAAAUGCCGUUGCCCUUAGCACAACGCAGACGAUAAGGUCCCAUAGUAUUUCCCGUGAGAUGGUUCCUGGGGAAGGAGUCUAAGAAAAGCUCGCCUUUGGGUGACUGUCUCCCUCCACAUGUGUCUCUGUCUCCCUUCCAAGCACCUGAUUAUCUCACGCUCUCCUUUCCAUUAUCUGCCUUCCCUUCUCCAUCUUCUCUGUGUCCCCUUGACUGGCCUUCAUGCAGAAUUGAAAUUUACAUUUUAAUACUGCUUCUGGGUUUUUUUCUGUGCACUGAAUUGCCUCAUUCCCUGAUCUGAAAGCUAAAAUUAGAUGAAUUAAAGCUGUUAUAUGUUUUCCUUACAAAAAUUAACAAAGCUCCAAACAGAAAUCGUUUGCUUUUUCCCUUUCACCUCCCAGAAAAGGGAAGUGUGUCCCUUGCAGCCUAGGCAAAGGCACGCAAUGCAGUAGAUCCCUCCCGGCCUAGUGGUGACUUGCAUUUCUCCUCGCAGGAAAGGAAUAGGGCAAGAAAUACAACCCUAAAAUGAGUUUGCAAACCUGGCCCUAGGUAGUGGCAGUUCAGGUCAUUAAGGCCUGCUCAGGGCCUGCAGCACGCAUGUGCACGGCGACGGGACGCAGAUGAGCAAGGCGCGUCCCCACCUUCAGGAAGCUGCAGUGUGGCGGGAGCACCGGAGCUGACCCACCUGUCCCCUUGCCUUACUUCUCUGGCCCACGGUUCUUGGAGUUUUCUUUUUUCUUUAUUUCUUUGAGUAUGUAUCAUCUAAUAUCCCCAAAGUGUUUAUGAGUCAACACUUUUUUCUUUUUAAAAAAAAUGGCUUUACAGAGGGAUGAAAAAUGGGAGACAUCAGUUAGAUUUAUUUUCACCAAGUUGUGUGGCAGAGAGAGAAAUCCAGAUAUUACUAAUACAUUUCCAAGCCAGAGUCUCUUUUUUAUUUAAUACAGCCGCUUUAGAGUGUGAGUAUCAGUUUUCUAGUAUGGAAGAUGUGGAUAAAACUGGUAAAAAAAGAAACACGAUUUUCCUUAAAACUGGCUAAAUAACCAAAACCUGAAGACACCUAUAUCAGCCUGGCAGGUGGAGGCCACCGUUUGGCCCUUGCCAUAUAAAACAUUUUUAAUAUGACUUAGGUGGGAAAAUAGAUGCCUUACUGAUGAAAUUUGUGGAUGACAUUAAGUUGGAAAGAGAACAGCGUGGGUGACAAGUUCUGGAUCCAAAAAGACCUGAGAGUCUAGAACAAAAUCUUGAUCUUAGAAAUGUAACAGGAAACAACAUAAAGUCUACUUUUAGUUUUAAAAAAACUCUGCAAGUACAAAGUUGGGGAGAUAUAAGAGUUUCAGUUAAUCAAGCUCAAUGUAAGUCAAGAAAGUAGGAUGAAACCAACCCCCCCCAAAAAGAAGACAUUUAGGUACAUAAAGAGAAAACAAGAAAACAUUGGUAAGAGUCAUACCAUACAGUGUUUGUGGUUAUGGAAACCACACUUUAAAAAGAAUAUUGGUAACAUACAACAUUCAGACGAGCAUGCCCCUCCCUGAUGAGGGGUGCACACUGUCAGAGAGGGUGGAAAGGACUUCAUGAGAAUGUUUAGCCUGGAGAAGAGGACACUUAAGCUAACACUACAAGAACCGUGGUAGGACUCGGAGGUGAAAGCUACCUGGAGGCAAAGUCUAGUCCUUGGAGAAUGAACUCUCCACACGCAUUUUGAAGGUAGAGGCCGCUCCCGUCACCAGCGGUCUCAGCAGAGGCUGAAUGACCAUUGGCCAGGAUGUUGGAGAGAGGAGUCAAGCACCCGGCCGGGACAGCUGUCCCUUAAGGUCCUUUCCAAGUCUAGGCUUGGGUGACUCUAAGUAGAGCGGUGCUAAGUGAUUUGCCCGCUCUGGGAAGGCAGGUACACGGCACAUACACUUCCCAUUUCCGGGUCCGCCCUCCCCUGAGCUGAGUGUGGCCUCCCUCAGGCCUCAGAGAACCACCAGCAAACUGAUCAGAGGUGCUCCGUGGGGUCCUGCUUCAUAGAUGAGAAGCCAAACAUCCCAGGGGCUAAUUCCCUGCCCGGGUCACACCCCUUCAUAGGGACAGAGCCCCGACUAGACUGAGACCUUCUAAAUACCAUCUCUCUUUCUCAACUCACUUUGCUUUCCUGCACCUUGGCUGAGCAAAGUAAUCUCUCCACCCUGAACCAUCCCACGCUCGCUGAGUAAUAAGGGAGACUUCCAUCGUGCUAAGGAAAAGUGAUCACAAGAACAGGGAAACUUCAGCCAACUUUCUCAACGUCUUCCAGACAUCGAGCCCUUUGUUUGCGUUAGUGAGAGGAAAGCGUUCUGUUACAUAAACUAAUUGCCACCAGCCGUGACCCCCAGAACCCCCUCCACCCUGCCAUUCAGUUUGACAGAAGGAUAUACUUUGUUAUAACUUAUUAUUUUGUUCUUUGUAAAUACAAGAUGUUUAUAGGAAAUGUGUAUUCUGAACUCUAUCAGCACAAUGAGUCACUACACCAAAAUAGUUCUAUUAUUUAGAAUAUGUUAAUGUUAAAGGGACCUAAUAGGUAUUUAUUUACAUAUGCAAUCCACAAUUGUGUGAAAUCAUUUGAUCCUAGUAAUCCAACUUCCUGGGAAAGUUGCUAUACAAUGUCUUAUUCUAAGUCCGUAGUUACAAUUUAGUAAAUUGACUAGUCAAAUUCCUUGGGUUUUAAGAUCAAAUAUAAAAUUACUCUACUUUUUGACUGUUAGGGGCCUUUACCCCUGGCACUGUACCUGAAAUGACUCUGGAUUAUCAUCUUUCCAUCUUAAAUAUUAUAUUCGCUCAUAUGAUCUGCCUUCUCCUACCCCCAAACAUUCAGAGAUGGAAGUCUGAGGGUGUUUUUAAUCUCUUCUGUUUUGCCUCCUCCAUCGAAACCACCAGCAGUAAGUUACCUGGCGGGUCGGAGCUGUGAGUGAGGCGGGUCUGCAGGCAUCAGGGAGGUGUGGGUGGGAAGAUGGCACGUGAAGGGUUGGGACUCUUUUGCUGCUCUGACCACACCUCCUGGGCCCCCCCGGGACUGCUGACAUGAGGGCUCUGAUGGUCCUGUCAACCAAGGGUAACCACCUUGUUAAAUGCCUGUCAACUCCAUGUCACCUUUGUAGUGUUAAAUUAUUGUUUAAGGAGGUAGAGGGUGGGUGGUGAAUUAUAUGAGUAAAUACAGCCUGUUUUCUCUUCAGCAAAAAUGACAACUAUUUUUGUGUAUGACUAAUUUAUUUUUAUUGUAAAAAUACAAUAAACUGGUUAAACGAUCA
Molecule: messenger RNA, 9195 nt
Organism: Manis pentadactyla (Chinese pangolin)
Lineage: Eukaryota; Metazoa; Chordata; Mammalia; Pholidota; Manidae
Gene: THSD4
Product: thrombospondin type 1 domain containing 4
Exons: 18
Coding region: 330-3374 (1014 amino acids)
Biological process (GO): extracellular matrix organization
Cellular component (GO): extracellular matrix
Molecular function (GO): metalloendopeptidase activity
Source: RefSeq, a predicted model, not a curated record